AUGAUAGCGAACGACAAUGAGACCGCCCAGCCACCUGGGCGGGCAACUCGAUCCUCGCUUGCAUGCGCGCCGUGUCGAUACAAGCAUUUACGCUGCGAUGGCAAGAAGCCGGCCUGCAGCCGCUGCACAGUUGAUAAAAAAGAAUGUACUUAUCAUGCGUCUCGACGCCGGGGAAAUCCAAGGCAAAAGCAGUCACAAGAAUCUUCAACGACGACGACAACCGUAUCCGACAGCUCCCCAGCAUCUAUUCUUGAAAACCAGAGAUAUUUCGAUCUUCCGGUGCAGGUAGCUUUGAACAACAACAAUGUGGACCUACCCCAAGCGAAUUCGGAGUCCAUUCUGCUUGGUCUCUACUACGAAUUCUUCCAUGCAGCUCAUCCGUGUGUCCUGCCUCGUCAAUUCUUGAAUACAUACGCCAAUCAAAGCGCAAUUCAACCUCUUCUACUGGUUUUGAACUACAUCGGCUCUCUGUUUGCAAGCUCCAUGUCUUCUGACUCACUGCAUCAAGAAAUACAGACCUACCUGGUCAGCAUUCGAAACAGGACGCGCUCCAUCACGGGAUUCGAUGUGCAAGCUGUACUACUUUGCUCAAUCGCUAUAUAUUGGUGCAAUGAGCCAGAUGCUGGCGUUGAGCUGGUGGACGAAGCUAUUCGCCUAGCCUUGGAGCUUGGGAUGAACCGACAAGAGUAUGCAGACGAGAACAGCCAAAAUGAUCCAAUCCUAGCCGAAAGCUGGCGGCGGACGUGGUGGCAAAUCUACAUUACAGACACACACAUUGCCGGCAGUACACAUAAAUUCCCAUUUCGCUGUAGCAACAUCGAAAUGACCGUGAAUCUUCCCUGCGAAGAACGAGAUUAUGAAUCGGGUAUAAUUCCCAGGCCUAGAAGUCUGCAAGAAUAUGACAACCGUGAAUUCUUCUCUGACGAUGAAGUCGGCUUCUCAUCGUAUGCUGAACUCAUCGGAUUGACGAGGGGAAUCGACCAAGCCUUGUCACCCGGAGCUACAUCUGAUGUCCAGCUUUACUCUUCGAUGUGCUCAAAUUCGGAUACCAGUGUCACCGCUUGGCAUUCACUUCUGCCCAACUCCAAGAGAACCAUCUUGCGACCCGACGGUACUGUUGACGAAGUCAUGUUUAAAGCAGAGUUUAUCAUGCAUACGUAUACCAUUGAGGUGCAUCGACCAAUGUCAUCACUUGCUUACAGUACGAUUGAAGCUAUCUCCCGCUGUGCUCCUCUGGCCCCCUCCGAAGGGUUCAACUGUAGCAACUCGGCGGAGCGCCAAUUACACACAAUGAAGUGCCUUGCCGCCAUCGACAAACUGCAAUACCUUCUGACCCUUCCCACCAAUAUCACGACCCACUCACCUUUCAUUAUCUGCAUGCUGGCCAAUGUCACCAUUGCACAUCUUUCAGCUUGUCGAUUUGUUCUUGAGGGAAAGAAGCGCACACAAUGUCGGGAGAAGAUACGCCUUACUAUGGGAACAUUGAAACGCCUGAGUGACUAUUGGACAUUGGGCAAACGAACAUAUCGAGAGAUCGGCAUCAUUGCGCGAGAGAUAUUGUGCCUGAUUGAUAAAUCGCCCACACCCGCACCCGAACCGCUAGUAGAUUCAUCGUUUGUUCCAUCAGCAGUUGAUCUGAGCGCACUGGGAUUAAUACCUGGACCCGACUUUGAUUUUUGUGCAUUCUUUGACUCGGGCAUAGGAGCAACUAUGGAGGAGAGUCGACAGCUGGUUUUGUAA
This is a messenger RNA of Penicillium cataractarum, 1740 nucleotides long. RefSeq names its product putative C6 transcription factor. Gene Ontology annotation, biological process: regulation of DNA-templated transcription; DNA-templated transcription. The transcript has 3 exons. Gene Ontology annotation, molecular function: DNA-binding transcription factor activity, RNA polymerase II-specific; zinc ion binding; DNA binding. Bases 1 to 1740 code for a protein of 579 amino acids. The record is from RefSeq and is a predicted model, not a curated record. Lineage: Eukaryota; Fungi; Ascomycota; Eurotiomycetes; Eurotiales; Aspergillaceae.